Messenger RNA from Notothenia coriiceps (black rockcod), 297 nucleotides. Its product is annotated as suppressor of G2 allele of SKP1 homolog. NCBI's taxonomy places the organism in Eukaryota, Metazoa, Chordata, Actinopteri, Perciformes, Nototheniidae. Gene Ontology annotation, molecular function: protein-folding chaperone binding. The record is from RefSeq and is a predicted model, not a curated record. The transcript is spliced from 4 exons. The annotation marks the transcript as partial.
AUCAGCAGCGGUGACGACAUGCCUUUUCGCCACAUCCAAUUGUCAUCCUUUCUGGGGAGGGCGGAGCAGACGCCAGCAGCUCCACCUGUGAAACAUGACUGGUAUCAAACAGAGUCUCAAGUCAUCGUCACAGUCAUGGCAAAAAAUGUACCCAAGGAUGGUGUGUGUUUCAACUACAUGGAGAGAGAGCUCUCUGCCACGAUGAAGCUGGCAUCAGGGGAGAACUACAACCUGGACCUCCACCUCCUCCACUCCAUCAUCCCUCAACAGAGCAACUUCAAGAUCCUCACCACCAAG